CGUUCCUUGGUAAUUAUCUCCAGCUUAAGUAUCAUCUGUUGAGAAAAGCGAACAUGUACAUUUGAUUGAUUCAGGUCGGAAAAAACUAAACUUGAAAUGCAUGCUAUGAGAGACAACGUGUCAGGUCGAUCUGUUUGAGUGACACCCGUUUGUUUAUAAUAAUAGGAAGGAAACGUACAUCAACAUUUAUUGUAGGUACACAGAUGACUAUAUAGAUCAUGAUUCGAUGCUAUAUAAUGUUAAGUCCAUGGAACGCUCUGACAGUUAGCUUUGUGAAAAGGUCCAUGAUGGAUUACCGUUAGCCAACCGACAAUCAUGAGAAGCCAUCAAUUUAUUCUUGUGCCAUUUCUGGUUAAUCUACUGUGUCUAUUGCAGGAAAGUUUGACUCUAAAGUGUCGCACCGAGGAGGGUCCGACUAGUGAGGAGGUUCGGAGAGUAAUACGAAUUUGCAUGAAUCGUAUAGGUACAGAUGAUUCAGAAAACAAAACUACCACCGGUUAUGAGUACAAUGACUACGAUUCACCGCAUUCGGAAAUGACUAGCGAAGAACAAGGUGAGAACGAAGCAAGAAGACGCGAUUCCAAUCAAAAGGGAUAUGGUGGUGGUAUAAACAGAAACGACAGGGAACGCAAUACCGGCGAUAUUCGAAAUGCUGGCCGCAAUCAACAAGCGAAUGGAAGAAACGGAAAUGAGAACCACGCAUACGGUAUGAGAAAUCGAAAUAACGAUGGAAUAAACCGGAAUGGACGAUAUAAGCGGCAGUUUUACGACGAUGAUCCACAGGGUCGUUAUGGUUAUCAACAAACCGAUCGGUACAACCAAGACAGGAACAGGUUUAUGAAAUCCAACGGAAAUAAUUCUGGUGAUAGUGCCAACCGUGAUCGUGCUUGUUUUAUGCAAUGUUUUUUCCAAGAGAUGAAAAUGACUAACAACGAUGGCUUUCCGGAUAAGCAUAAAGUUCUGCACGUGAUAACUAAGGAUAUGAGAAACUCCGAGUUGCGAGAUUUUUAUAUCGAUUCAAUACAGGAAUGUUUCCACAUGAUAAGCAUGGAUAAUCAAUUGAAAGAUAAGUGCGAUUUCGCUUUGAGGUUCGUUUCGUGCUUGGCAGAUCGAAGUCAAGCCAAUUGCAACGACUGGGAAAACGAAACUAUCAUAUUUUAAUGUGUAAGUUUCUUGUAGCACCUUCAAAUACACUACAACCAUUAAAAUGUUGCCGUCAGCAUCUUAGAGCUAAAGCAGUGUGCCUUAUUAAAUAUACUGUUAAAUAAAAAACACCAUUAAAAUGUCUCUCAUAGCUGCACGGAAUAAUAUUCGUUAUGCAAUAUAAAUAAUGUCUCUUGACACAACA
Molecule: messenger RNA, 1348 nt
Organism: Malaya genurostris
Lineage: Eukaryota; Metazoa; Arthropoda; Insecta; Diptera; Culicidae
Gene: Obp59a
Product: general odorant-binding protein 71
Exons: 1
Coding region: 316-1161 (281 amino acids)
Molecular function (GO): odorant binding
Source: RefSeq, a predicted model, not a curated record